AUGGUUACAGUCCUGUUGUGAAUCUCUAGCAUUGCAAGCAGACUGGCAGGCGCACAUAUCCAAUCUCGGUUUUAAAUAUUUUAAUUUUUUGGGAUGUUCAAACUACUUUUCCAACUGGACACCAAUUGGACAUGAAUAUAUAUAGGCUAUAAAAAACUCUUCAUCCGUAUAAAUAAAAAAGAAAAGAAAAGACUAUAUUAUUAUCAUUAAUAUCACGCACUCAACUUGUUAAAGCUAAGGAAAGAUUAAGUAAACUCUAGCCUAUAAAACAUCCAUGUGAACUUCCUCUAUAUCUGAUUCCGCCUCCGUCACAUUUACAGCGAUUAAGGACACACAAUACGUCCUCUCCAGUCCCAUAUCUACCGGGAUCCUUCGGGGGGGAAAGUGGUCCUGCUUUUGGCCACCUGCCCCGCGACACCUGGUAUCCGAUACGGCCUAUCUGCGCAUGCGUAAUAGCCUGCCAAAAAUCCCAACGCUGUCUCGCUUGACAACCAAUAGUGUUCCAAUCUGUCCACAGAUAAAGUCAGAGCAGCGUGGAGCGGAGUGAAGUGGAGCGGUGGAUUUCGGACCCGAGCAGCACUGAACCAAAAAAACAACAACAUGCCGAGGUCUUUCCUGGUGAAGAGUAAAAGGGCCCACAGCUACCACCAGCCCCGGUACCUGCACGAUGACUACAGUGGACUGGACACUUUUCUGGCACACGAGUGCGCAGACACCAGUUGUACAGUUCAUCAGAUUCAUUGCUCUCCUCUGCUGUCUUUAGAGACCAAAUCUCAGGAGGAGUUUGAGUCCAACUUGGAGCCGCAGGAGGACGUGGCCGGCGGCGCUGAAAGACUGUCCCCCGGGUCCAGGCUGCUGUCCCCGGGGUCACUGUCCUCCAGCUCCCCGGUGAGCUGCGGAGGCAGCGUGUGUGACAGAUCCUCCGACUGUGAUUUCUGGCGUCCCCCGUCUCCUUCCUCCUCGCCAGAUUCAGAGAAAUGUUCCACUCCAGCAGCGGGGGACGGCCAACACUUUAAUGUCCCGCUCUUUCCUUACUCCUGGACGGCGUACUCCGGCGCUGAGCUGAGGCAUCUGGUUCAGGGCCCCUAUCAUCGCCACCUCCAAGGCCCCAGGGAGCCUCACAUACCCGUCAGCGUCUACGGUGCAGAGGACAGCGGCGUCGAGCCGCUUUACGCACAGCGGGGCCCCGUGGCCGGAUGCUACCAGGACUUUCCUUCAACGGCCCACCAAAUGUGCAGGAUACGGACUGGAGACGAGCUGUAUGUGGAUGUAAAACAGAAGCCCCGCGGUGCGGAGAUCAAGUCUGAAAAUGACCUAAUUUGCUCUAACAUCGACUCAAAUGGAUCCUAUAAGUGCAUUAAAUGUUGCAAGGUGUUCUCCACGCCUCACGGGUUGGAGGUCCAUGUUCGGCGGUCGCACAGCGGGACGCGGCCGUUUGAGUGCGAAAUCUGCGGGAAAACCUUCGGACACGCAGUGAGCCUGGAUCAGCACAGAGCGGUUCACUCGCAGGAAAGGAGCUUCAGCUGUAAAAUCUGCGGUAAAAGCUUUAAGCGCUCCUCCACGCUGUCCACGCACCUGCUCAUCCACUCGGACACGCGUCCGUACCCGUGCCAGUACUGCGGGAAGAGGUUCCACCAGAAGUCCGACAUGAAAAAACACACUUUCAUCCACACAGGUGAGAAGCCGCACAAGUGUCAGGUGUGCGGGAAGGCCUUCAGCCAGAGCUCCAACCUGAUCACGCACAGCAGGAAACACACAGGCUUCAAGCCUUUCGGCUGCGACCUGUGCGGGAAAGGUUUCCAGAGGAAAGUGGACCUCCGGAGACACAAGGAGACUCAGCACGGACUCAAAUGAGCACACUUCGACCCUUUGAAAUCCUGCGCUUCGAAUGUACUCGAUGUCUUGCCCAUAUUCUCCCGAAUGUUACAUCAUACAAUUAUUAAGCCUGAGAUAUUCUGGUUGAUUUGAUGGAAAUAAAGUUUAUUUAUCGAGUGUGUUUUUACAUGAUUAUUCAG
Etheostoma cragini (Arkansas darter) is the source of this 2015-nucleotide messenger RNA. RefSeq names its product zinc finger protein Gfi-1-like. The transcript has 6 exons. Lineage: Eukaryota; Metazoa; Chordata; Actinopteri; Perciformes; Percidae. The record is from RefSeq and is a predicted model, not a curated record. Bases 601 to 1854 code for a protein of 417 amino acids. Gene Ontology annotation, cellular component: nucleus.